This is a messenger RNA of Trichogramma pretiosum, 2073 nucleotides long. Its product is annotated as exosome component 10-like. The coding region runs from base 324 to 1628 and encodes 434 amino acids. Gene Ontology annotation, cellular component: nuclear exosome (RNase complex); nucleolus. Gene Ontology annotation, biological process: exonucleolytic trimming to generate mature 3'-end of 5.8S rRNA from tricistronic rRNA transcript (SSU-rRNA, 5.8S rRNA, LSU-rRNA); poly(A)-dependent snoRNA 3'-end processing; nuclear polyadenylation-dependent antisense transcript catabolic process. Gene Ontology annotation, molecular function: nucleic acid binding; nucleotide binding; 3'-5'-RNA exonuclease activity. The transcript is spliced from 2 exons. The record is from RefSeq and is a predicted model, not a curated record. NCBI's taxonomy places the organism in Eukaryota, Metazoa, Arthropoda, Insecta, Hymenoptera, Trichogrammatidae.
GUGUCUGCAUGUUAUGAAAACCAUUUCAUAACCUACGUAUAUUUUUAUUUUCUUACAGACAGCAAUAAUAUGUGCAAUUAUUUGAAAAAUAAUUUUCUAUGAUAAAAAAAAAGUUAAAAAAUAAAUUUUGAUGAAUGUUGAUACAUUAAAAAUGUUUAGUUGGCAGUUUACAAUUCCCUCUUCAUGUUUCGUAACAUUGUUGUAAAAGAAAAAGUGGAGCUUUCGAAAUUAUCAGAAAUUAGCGUGCAUUGGAAUAACAACAAUUUAACGGAGCAGACAUCUCCAGAGGUUCAAGUUUGAAGUAAAUAAAAUACUGCAAUACAAUGGCUUUCUUUAAAAAAUAUAAUUAUUCUACAAUUUGGGGUAAUGCUUUGAAUUAUCUAAAAGCUCAACUAGGACUCCAGCAAGUAACAAAAAAAUUAUAUCAAGUGGAAAAACUUGAUAUACCAAAACCACAGUUAAAGUUCAAAGAGAAAGUUGACAACAGUGAAACUAUUUGGAAACCUACUUUAAUGUAUAAACCUAAUUCAAUGCAACCUCUUGAUUUACAGCUUGAAUUGAAAUCUGAUGGGACUUAUGAAUAUUGUCAUCCUUAUAAAUAUGAAUUAGAGAAUUUUCAUCCACCUUCAUGGCAACUUAAAAAAAAAUUGACUAAAAGAUUUCAGCCAUUAGAAGAUACACCAUUAUACUUCAUUGACAAAGAAGAUAAGCUUCAUGAUAUGUUGGAAAAUUUAAAAACUUGCAGUGAAAUUGCUGUAGACUUGGAAAAUCAUUCGCCAAGAAGUUUCCAAGGAAUAACAUGUCUCAUACAAAUAUCCACUAGAGAUACUGAUUAUAUUAUAGAUACUUUGAGCUUACGUUCAGAAUUACAUGUUUUAAAUGAUAUUUUCACAAAACCAACUAUACUCAAGGUCUUUCAUUCUGCCGAAAUGGACAUUAUUUGGUUACAAAGAGAUUUUUCAUUGUACGUUGUAAAUAUGUUUGAUACUCAAAAAGCUGCUAAAAAGUUAGAAUUUCCCUUAAGUUUAUCAUAUCUAUUAACAACAUGUUGUCAGUUAAACAUUGAUAAGAAUUCAAAAAAAAACUUUCAAAUGUCUGAUUGGAGAAAAAGACCGUUAACAAAAAGUUUAUUGAAGUAUGCUCGCGAGGAUACACAUUAUUUGCUAUACAUAAAGGAUGUAUUGACAAAUGCUCUAAUUGAGAACAAUAAAGAAGAUUUACAAUCUCUGUUAAAUGUUUACAAGGAAAGUACGGAAGUAUGUAAAAAAGUGUAUGCAAAACCAGUUAAUAGUGAAUUCAGUUUUCUUCAUGUGCUUAGACGAAAAAGAAAAAAUUUUAACAAUAGGCAAUUAUUUGCACUUAAAGAAUUGUACAAAUUAAGAUUUGAAGUUGCUAGAAGAGAUGAUGAAAGUGAAAAUCAUGUUUUGUCUAAUUCAAUAUUAAUACAUAUUGCAGAAAAAUUACCAAUCAGUGAUGAGGAAAUUCUAAAUUACAAUGAAAACUUUUUAAGUGAAAACAUUACAGAAAUAAAAAAAAUUAAUGAACAAGCAAGAAAGCUACCACAUGCACCUUGUUUGGAAGAUAUUAAAAAUGUACAUAAUAAAGACUGUAUAGAUAAAAUUCUUUAGCACUUAAGUGUUUUUAUAAAAUAUUUGUUCGUAAUAUUGUAUUAAAUAUGUAAAUAUGAAAAGAAAAUUGUAAAUGUGAUAGAAUAAUUCUUGAGUCUAUAGUAAAAAUUUUACUUUAGUGUUAUGUACAAUUGUAUUAAAUAAAAAACUGUUACAGUGAUCAUUUUCAACAUUUGAAAUAUUCACUUCCAUUAGAAAUUUUAAUUAACAAACAUAGAAUGUAAAAUCGCUGCAAGUCAUUCGUAAAACUAUAAAAUUUUAUAAAAUUUACUUAUUGAAAUAGCACUUAGUUUCCUCGUAUUAAAAAAUGUGUACAUCAAGGUGCAAUUUCUAUGAAAUUAUUUGGUAUAUGCAAGUUACCAAAAUGCUCGUCAUGCGUGAUUUUUAAAAAUAAAAUAAAAAUUUUUAAUUACAAUCUUCAAUCUUUUUUUCUACCUUUUGAAGC